Saccoglossus kowalevskii is the source of this 2097-nucleotide messenger RNA. RefSeq names its product tripartite motif-containing protein 3-like. Lineage: Eukaryota; Metazoa; Hemichordata; Enteropneusta; Harrimaniidae. The record is from RefSeq and is a predicted model, not a curated record. Gene Ontology annotation, molecular function: protein binding; zinc ion binding.
AUGGCUGCAGCUGCCUCGGAUGUAGUAGAUGCUGGUGCUGUCUUGGCGGAGAUUAAUGAAGACUUCCUGUGUUGUGCUAUAUGUCUAGAGCGGUAUUCAGACCCAAAGAUACUACCAUGUCAACAUACAUUUUGUAAGAAGUGUCUAGUACAACUAGCUGAGAAAGGAGUAGCUGAUACACUGAUGUGUCCAACUUGUAACAGGUCAGUAAAGGUACCUAUCAAUGAUCUGCAGUCUAAUUUCUUCAUGAGCUCACUUCUAGACAAGAUACCCGAGAAACUGGUAGCUGGUACCCCUAAAGUGUGUGAAUUUUGUGAAGAAAAUGAAGUCACCUCCAUCUGUGUUGAAUGCCAACAGUAUUCCUGUACACCUUGUACUAGAGUACAUAAAAAAACCAAGACAACAAAAUCUCAUCAGGUUCUAUCGGUUGACGAAUAUCAAGAGACAAAGAACAAGAAGCCAUUUGCUGUACAGUCGAUACAAUACUGCAAUGUCCACACAGGUAACCAGUUGAAGUACUACUGUGAUACCUGUCAGACACCUAUAUGUAUGGAGUGUACAAUCAUAGAUCAUAGAGUUCCUGAACACAAACACAGAUAUAUUAAAGAGGUGGCAGAUGAGUAUUCUGACGAAUUAAAGGGGAAGGUCAGGAAGUUAAAAGUGAAAGCAGAUGAAGCUGAGACAAGUAAAAUGUCAGCCAAGGCAGCCUGUGAUAAACUAAAAACCUGCUGUAAAGAAGAAGAAGCAAAGAUAAACAAGAAAACAGAUGAAAUCUUGGAAGAUCUGAGAAGACAAAUAGAGGUAGUUAAGCAGAAGAAGGAAAGAUUGGUGGAUGAGUUGAAGACAGAAUAUACAGCUAGAGUAAAGAAUAUGGAAAUCAAAGUUGAUGAACUGGAGAUGAAACAUGGAAACAUAGUCAAGUUCAGACCUCAUCCAGGGAGAGAUGAUGUAAGAAUGCUGGCAACAAACGCAUGUCAACAAAACUGUAGUCUUGAUAAUGUCCCAAAACAACUGAUCAAAGGUGACACUGCAACUUUAAUGGUAACAACCAGAGAUAAACAAGGAAAACAAGUCAUUCCACGCCAGGUGGUUGAGGCUAGAGUAACAAAACCUGAUGGAUCAAGUGAUGAUAUCAAAGUACAGGAUAACAAUGAUGGAACACACACAAUGAUGGUACAUGGAGAAAUAGAUGGAAAAUAUAAAGUGUCAGUGACAAUAGACAAUCAGCCAAUACCAGGAACACCUGCACAGUUCAAUGUCAUUAAAGGAUUGGUGAAGACCAUUGGUAAAAAUGGCAGUGGAAAAGGGGAAUAUAAUCUGCCAGUUGGUGUUACAGUGGAUAAGAAUGGUGACAUUGUUACAGCUGAGAGGGGUAAUAAAAGACUACAAAUUACAGACAAGGAUGGAAAUUAUAAAAAUAUUAUAAAAAUUGAAAAAUGUAUUCCAUCUGGUUUGUGCAUAUUCAAUGGCAAAUACUACAUGACAGAUUUGGAUAAUGCACAAGUUGUUAUCAGUGAUAUGAAUGGUCAUGUGAUCAAAAGAUUUAGUGAAAAUAUGAAGCAUCCCAUACGCAUUGUUGUUCGACCUGCUGAUGGCAUGGUGUAUGUAUCUGACUGGGAUUUGAAGAUUGGUGAUAAGACAAAUAAAGAUGGUCACUUGAUAAGAAAAUACACAAAAGAUGGAGAUUAUAUCAAAUCAUUUGGAGGUUAUGGAAGUGAAGCAAGACAAUUUAAGGGACCAUCUUUCAUGGCUGUAGACAAUCAUGGAUUACUAUUUGUAGGUGACUAUAACAAUAACCGCAUACAAGUCUACAAUACAGAUGAUGAGUACAUGUAUUCAUUCAAUUGUCCAGGUCAAGAUGAAGGUCAGAUAUACGGGCCACGUGGCAUAGCUAUUGAUAAGGAGGGAUAUGUAUAUGUGGUUAAUUAUAAUAAUAAGGUACAAAAGUUUGAUAGAAGUGGUCGUUUCAUCUGUCGCAUUGAUAAGGACACUGAUGGACUGAAUUCACCAUCAGAUGUAGCAGUAACUGAUGAUGUACCAUGUAGAGUGGUUGUAGUCGACCGUAAUAACCAUUGUGUUAAAAUCUUUGCACAGUAA